Messenger RNA from Symphalangus syndactylus (siamang), 1505 nucleotides. RefSeq lists its product as uncharacterized. NCBI's taxonomy places the organism in Eukaryota, Metazoa, Chordata, Mammalia, Primates, Hylobatidae. The record is from RefSeq and is a predicted model, not a curated record.
AUGGGUCUUGACACCAGAUGUGCCGGGCUGGGCAUGGCCUCCCUCUGGCUCAGCCCCACUGUAGCAGGGGAUCGGCAGAUGUACUGCAUCCUGGCUGGCAACUGGACCAGAGCCUCUUCUGCACUAACAAUCAGCAUCUCUAUGCCACGAUGUGCCCAGGUCGCCCUCCAGCUGCAGGGUGACCCUCAAGGGAAGGAGGAGGUUCUGCUCUUGGAUGCCAAACUCAAGAGCUGUGUGACUUUUGAGGAGAGCCUCUACGGCUCCAUAUGUGAAAUGGGGGGACAGCUGGCCCUACCAGGUGGGGCUGCUAAGGAGUUCAACCUGAUCCUUUCCAGGAAAGAUGAAAAUACCUCCUGGCCCUGCCUCCCUUUCAGCGUCCAGAGCUUUGUGCUGCUGAGGAUGAAGGAAACAGGAGCUUACACUUGCCUCUUGGGUGUGCCCUCUGGGCUUGCGGCAGGCUUGGGAGGGACUCCAGGACCCUCCUGGCUGGCGGGAACAGAGCUGACAGGGCCCUGGGGCCACCCUCCCUGCCAGUUAGAGGGGAGGAGGUUCCUCACACCAUCGGGUCCAAAUCUGGCCCAGCUCGGGUGGACCGGGUGGUGGCUGCCCACCCUGGUUCCCGAGGUGGAGGUUGGGGAGACCCAGCCGGCCCCGCCCAUACCUUCCCUCCUGGUCCCGCCCACCCACCUUGGCCCCGCCUCGUCCCUCCCUCGCUCCCAUUGGCCCAGCCUCCCCAGGCCCGCCCCUUCGCGCUCCCGACAUAUAAAAGCCCCCCGCCCCGGCCUUCCGACCUCCACUCGCCGCGGGCCUGCGAGCGCCCGCCCCUCGCGGGGGCCGGGCCGCGGGGACGGGGGCGGGUGGUGUCGUUCCAGCCGGGCCCCGGCCCCCUCCCCCACGGUCCAGACAGUCGCCGCCGCCAUUUUGACCGCCCGCCCCUUUCCCCCGGACUGUGAUUACAGAGACACCCGCCGCCCCGGCCCCGCCGCCCACCCCGGCCCGGCCAACCACCCCGGGGCCGCCCUGGUUACCUCCGCUUCUCCCCACUUCUGUCUGCGGAAAGGCUUUUCGGAGUUACGUCACGCGCCGGGGGCGUGGCCCGGGGUGAUUGGCGGCGGUCGGAGAAGUGAUUGGACGGCGCCAGGCCUUGCCCCUAAACUAUUGGUUCCGAUGCACGCUUUUCAACACCCUCUCGACUUCCCGGCGAUCUGAUUCAUCGGUAUGAAUGUCCAUCAAAAGAAACUGAACCCUCAAAGGCAGCCGGGCCCGUCACUCCGGCAGGGAAGUAGCUGGCUAAGAAUAAAGGGGUGGGACUCGUGAGGACGGGAUUGGGUUGCCGCCGUAAAACUGGCCUGGUUCGACUAAAGGGACAUCAAUCUACCAAAGGUUUGCCGCGCUCUCUGGCUGGAGGCCGUGCGCAUGUUCGGCACGCAAGGCCGAUUGGGAGUUGUAGUCCGCUCCUGGGUACACUUUACAUGUCUUACCAAAUUAAAAAGGCGAGAAAGGCA